Messenger RNA from Cornus florida, 1993 nucleotides. Its product is annotated as protein neprosin-like. The transcript has 7 exons. The record is from RefSeq and is a predicted model, not a curated record. Bases 327 to 1604 code for a protein of 425 amino acids. NCBI's taxonomy places the organism in Eukaryota, Viridiplantae, Streptophyta, Magnoliopsida, Cornales, Cornaceae.
AAUCGAUGCAUAUUCAAAUCAUUGAAUCCCCCACAUUCUAUUCAUUUACUACUUUUAUCAAAAAUUUCCCUUUUUAUCCUCCAAUUCAACCCUCUCAUCGGUGAAAAACCAAAGCGUCGGCAAUUUCAGUUGGACGUUUCUGUGUGUGCGUGACUCUGUGUUUCAACACAUCGAUCUGUAUUCCAAUUUUUUUAAAAGAGCCACCGAGAGACAGAGAGAGAGAGUUUUGUGGGGGUGCGUAGGAUAAGCAGAGGACUCUUAUGGUUGUUGGAGAACACUCACUUUGAGAGCUCUUAGUCGUACAUCCUACACCCACUUUCUCAACCAUGGCGGCGCACUUUAGCAGUGGGAAUAGGAGAGAGGUGGUGAUGGGUUUGAAGAUUCUCUGUUGCUUAUUUGCAUUCUUGGUGCCACUCUGUAAUGGAGGCAGAGUAAGCACAUCUUUUCAGAAUCUUGAGGUUCAGAAGCACUUGAAGCGUUUGAACAAACCUCCCCUCAAAUCCAUCAAGAGUCCAGAUGGAGAUGUAAUCGACUGUGUCCAUAUCUCCCACCAACCAGCUUUUGAACAUCCUCUCCUCGGGAACCACACUGUUCAGAUGAGACCAAAUUAUCACCCAGAAGGGCUAUUUGAUGAAAGCAAAGUGUCCACUCCUUCAGAGAGCAGUGGAGGAACAAGCCCAAUUACUCAGCUUUGGCAUGUAAAUGGGAGGUGCCCAGAAGGGACAAUUCCCAUCAGAAGGACUAGCAGUAAAGAUCUCCUCAGAGCAAGCUCUAUCCAGAAUUAUGGGAAGAAGAACCACAAAACCUUCCCUCAACCCAAGUCUGCUGACCCUGACCUUAUCAAUCAAGGUGGCCACCAGCAUGCAAUAGCUUAUGUGGAAGGAGAUAAAUACUAUGGAGCAAAAGCGACUAUAAAUGUUUGGGAGCCCAGGAUUCAGCAGUCUAAUGAAUUUAGCUUGUCACAGAUUUGGAUAUUGGGUGGCACUUUUGCUGAAGAUCUCAACAGCAUUGAAGCUGGAUGGCAGGUGAGCCCAGAUUUAUAUGGAGAUAAUAACACCAGACUUUUCACCUACUGGACUAGUGAUUCUUAUCAAGCCACGGGCUGCUACAACCUCCUUUGCUCAGGCUUUAUUCAAAUCAACAAUGAGAUAGCAAUGGGGGCAAGCAUCUACCCACUUUCUGGCUAUCAUAAGUCCCAAUAUGAUAUCAGCAUACUUGUCUGGAAGGAUCCAAAAGAAGGCAAUUGGUGGAUGCAGUUUGGGAACAACCAAGUGCUAGGUUACUGGCCUGCUUUCUUGUUUUCAUAUUUGACUGACAGUGCUUCAAUGAUUGAGUGGGGAGGAGAGGUUGUGAACUCAGAAUCAGAUGGGCAACACACCACCACUCAAAUGGGCAGUGGACACUUCCCUGAGGAAGGGUUUGGCAAGUCUAGUUACUUCAGGAACAUUCAGAUAGUAGAUGGUUCCAAUAACCUAAGGGCUCCUAAAGAUGUCAACACCUUCACUGAGCAGUCCAACUGCUAUGAUGUCCAACUUGGCAAGAAUGGUGAUUGGGGCAAUUUCUUCUACUUUGGUGGUCCUGGUAGAAACCCUAAUUGUCCAUGACCAAUUUGAAAGAAAAAAAAAACGAAAAAAAAAUAAUAAUAAUUAGUAGUGUUAUUCUUCUGCCCCUAUUCUCCCAAGUCAACUUUAAAUGUACUUAUGUGACCACCAUUAUUAUUGUACCUCUCUUUUAGGUUAGACUAGUAUAGCAAUGUGCGAAUCUCUCUUUGUAGUGGGAAUAUAUAUAUAUAUAUGUAUAUUUUUAAUUACUUUUUCUUUUUCUUUUUUUAAUUAAAUUGUUGGAGAAAGAAAGGUGGUCAAGUUUCUCAAACUCAAGAACAGGCAUCUUUCAUACUCCUUAUAUAAAUGUAUUUGCUUGAACGCUCCUAUCUUGGGAGUGGUAGUUUGUUAAUGGAUGAAUCAAAUUUAUAUAUGUUGUGUAUUUGAGUACA